AGUCUGACCACAGACACUCAGACAGAGAUGUGGAGACUAGUGUUGGCGGUUCUGCUGUUUUGGACAUGGACAACCUCAGCACUGGUCAGGGUCCCUCUGAAGCAGAUGCGUUCACUUCGAACAGAACUGAGAGCCGUGGGCCUGUUAGAUCAGGUCCUCAAAGAAAAUCACCCUGACACAUACAACCGGCGCUACGUUCAGUGUUUCCCACCCGGACUCACUUCGCUGAGCCUCGGACGCUCCUCUGAGAAGAUCUAUAACUAUAUGGAUGCUCAGUUCUAUGGUGACAUCAGUUUGGGGACUCCACAGCAGAACUUCUCUGUGAUUUUUGACACUGGCUCGUCCGACCUGUGGGUUCCAUCGUUCUACUGUGUCAGCCAGGCCUGUGCUGGGCACAAACAUUUCAAGGCAUUUGAGUCAACUUCAUAUAAUCCUGACGGUCAUGUAUUUGGGAUUCAAUAUGCAAUGGGACACCUGAUGGGAGUCACUGCCGUAGACACUCUGACGAUCGGGAAUCUGACUAUAUUAAAUCAGAAGUUUGGUGAAUCCGUUUAUGAACCUGGUUCUGUCUUCGUGCUGACAAAGUUUGAUGGAGUGUUGGGGUUGGCAUACCCAUCCCUGGGACAAAUCCCAGGCAACCCUUUUUUUGACAACUUGAUGGUACAGAAGAAGGUGGAUGAGGCAGUCUUCUCCUUCUACCUCAGCAGAACAUCGACAAAUGGAGACAACACAGAGGGCGAACUCUUGAUUGGUGGAAUAGAUGAGACGUUGUAUAGCGGGCCUAUCCAUUGGGUUCCUGUGACUGUUAAAGGAUAUUGGCAGUUAAAGAUGGACAGGGUAGAUGUACAGGGCAUGAAUUCAUUCUGUUCUAACAGCUGCCAAGCAAUUGUUGAUACAGGAUCCUCCCUUAUCGGUGGACCAACCCAUGCUAUACUCACCCUCCAGCAGUUGAUUGGGGCAACUCCCACAAAUAUUGGAGAGUUUCUUAUAGACUGUGCUAGAUUGUCCAGUUUGCCUCAAGUGACAUUUGUGCUGGGAGGAGCAGAGUUCACACUGACCAGUGCACAUUAUGUUCGGAGGGAGAUGCUUGCUGACAAAGUAGUGUGCUUCAGUGGUUUCCAAGCCAUUGAUGUUGAUUCCUCUGAGGGCCCUCUGUGGAUUCUGGGAGAUGUAUUUCUGAGAGAGUACUACAGCGUCUUUGACAGAGAACAUGACCGGGUUGGGUUUGCAACCGCUGUACACCCAAGCGAACAGUGAUCUGCUGACAGAUGUCUGAUUAAUAAACGCAUCAAUAAAAAAAACUCAAGCAUGUGCGGUUAUUUAAAAGGCACCUGUUACCCAUGGUGACAUUAUCUAUCAUUGUUUUAAUAAAAAAGAGUGUAUGGGUUACUUUACAUAUAUCAUACAUCUGGUUCUAGAACAAGAUUUUCUAUAAACUAUAAGUUCUUUUCAGUUACCCUGU
Sphaeramia orbicularis (orbiculate cardinalfish) is the source of this 1462-nucleotide messenger RNA. RefSeq names its product nothepsin (gene nots). Lineage: Eukaryota; Metazoa; Chordata; Actinopteri; Kurtiformes; Apogonidae. The transcript is spliced from 9 exons. Gene Ontology annotation, molecular function: aspartic-type endopeptidase activity. Gene Ontology annotation, biological process: proteolysis. Bases 28 to 1257 code for a protein of 409 amino acids. The record is from RefSeq and is a predicted model, not a curated record.